This is a messenger RNA of Acyrthosiphon pisum (pea aphid), 2311 nucleotides long. RefSeq names its product zinc finger protein 62 homolog. Gene Ontology annotation, biological process: regulation of transcription by RNA polymerase II. Gene Ontology annotation, cellular component: nucleus. Bases 1 to 2028 code for a protein of 675 amino acids. NCBI's taxonomy places the organism in Eukaryota, Metazoa, Arthropoda, Insecta, Hemiptera, Aphididae. Gene Ontology annotation, molecular function: DNA-binding transcription factor activity, RNA polymerase II-specific. The record is from RefSeq and is a predicted model, not a curated record. The transcript has a single exon.
AUGGAGAAGAAACUUUAUCAGUGCGAUGUCUGCGCCAAAUCGUUCUCUAAAAGUACCAAUUUGACAACGCAUCGACGCACGCACACUGGUGAAAAACCAUACGCGUGCGAUGUAUGUGAAAAGUCAUUCUCCGCAAGUACCGAUUUGACGAUACAUCGACGCAUGCACACUGGAGAAAAACCGUUCCCUUGUGAUGUAUGCGAAAAGUCGUUCUCUCAAAGUGGCAAUUUGACAGCACAUCGACGCACACACACUGGUGAAAAACCGUUCCUUUGUGAUGUCUGCGACAAGUCGUUCUCUAAAAGUACCAAUUUGACAACGCAUCGACGCACGCACACUGGUGAAAAACCGUACGCGUGCGAUGUAUGUGAAAAGUCGUUCUCCGCAAGUACCGGUUUGACGAUACAUCGACGCAUGCACACUGGAGAAAAGCCGUACGCUUGCGAUGUAUGCGAGAAGUCAUUCUCCGCAAGUACCGAUUUGACGAUACAUCGACGCAUGCACACUGGAGAAAAACCGUUCCCUUGUGAUGUAUGCGAAAAGUCGUUCUCUAAAAGUGGCAAUUUGACAGCACAUCGACGCACACACACUGGAGAAAAACCGUACGCGUGCGAUGUUUGCGAUAAGUCGUUCUCUGAAAAUGGCAGUUUGACGAAACAUAGACGCAUGCACACUGGAGAAAAACCGUACGCGUGUGAUGUAUGUGAAAAGUCGUUCUCCGAAAGUAGCCAUUUGACGAGACACAAGCGGACUCACACUGGAGAAAAGCCGUACGCUUGCGAUGUAUGCGAGAAGUUGUUCUCCGAAUGUAGCCAUUUGACGAAACACAAGCGGACUCACACUGGAGAAAAACCGUACGCGUGUGAUGUAUGCGAAAAGUCGUUCUCUGAAAGUGGCAGUUUGACGAAACACAAGCGGACUCACACUGGAGAAAAACCGUUCCCUUGUGAUGUAUGUGAAAAGUCGUUCUCUAAAAGUGGCAAUUUGAUAGCACAUCGACGCAUGCACACUGGAGAAAAACCGUACGCGUGUGAUGUAUGCGAAAAGUCGUUCUCUGAAAGCAGCAGUUUGACGAAACAUCGACGCACGCACACUGGAGAAAAGCCGUACGCUUGCGAUGUAUGCGAUAAGUCGUUCUCCAGAAGUACCGAUUUGACGAUACAUCGACGCAUGCACACUGGAGAAAAACCGUUCCCUUGUGAUGUAUGCGAAAAGUCGUUCUCUAAAAGUAGCAAUUUUACAGCACAUCGACGCAUGCACACUGGAGAAAAACCGUACGCGUGUGAUGUAUGCGAAAAGUCGUUCUCCGAAAGUGGCAGUUUGACGAAACACAAGCGGACUCACACUGGAGAAAAACCGUUCCCUUGUGAUGUAUGUGAAAAGUCGUUCUCUACAAGUAGCAAUUUGACAGCACAUCGACACACACACACUGGAGAAAAACCGUACGCGUGCGAUGUUUGCGAUAAGUCGUUCCCUACAAGUAGCAAUUUGACAACACAUCGACGCACACACACUGGAGAAAAACCGUACGCUUGUGAUGUAUGCAAAAAGUCGUUUUCUGAAAUUGGUAGUUUGACGAAACACAAGCGGACUCACACCGGAGAAAAACCGUACAAGUGUGAUGUAUGCGAAAAGUCGUUCUCUACAAGUAGCAAUUUGACAACACAUCGACGCACACACACUGGAGAAAAGCCGUACGCUUGCGAUGUAUGCGAAAAGUCAUUCUCCGCAAGUACUGAUUUGACGAUACAUCGACGCAUGCACACUGGAGAAAAACCGUUCCCUUGUGAUGUAUGCGAAAAGUCGUUCUCUAAAAGUGGCAAUUUCACAGCACAUCGACGCACACACACUGGAGAAAAACCGUUCCCUUGUGAUGUAUGCGAAAAGUCGUUCUCUGAAAGUGGCAAUUUGACAGCACAUCGACGCACACACACUGGAGAUAAACCGUACGCGUGCGAUGUUUGCGAUAAGUCGUUCUCUGAAAGUGGCAAUUUGACAAGACAUAAGCGUACGCACAUGGCACACUGAUCGGAAGUAUCAAAGAUCUAUGAUCCAAUGACCGUAUUAAAAUAAGAUACUUCUUGAUAACAUAUUACCUAUUACGGUCAAUGUGUUAAUUUUAUCGAGUAAAUAGUUGUUUCUGAAUACUUAAUAAAUUGCUAAUUUUUCACAUUAUGCUUAAAUAAAUACACAUUUCGUAUGGUUUUUAAUGUUUAAAAUAUAAUGUUUGUGUUUCUCCUUUAUUGUCAUAUCCCAAGCACGGCAUAUCUACCACGAAAUUAUUAAAAACUUAUUUUCGCCCACCAGUUCC